This is a messenger RNA of Equus caballus (horse), 2884 nucleotides long. It is a transcript of the gene IL20RB, whose product is annotated as interleukin 20 receptor subunit beta. Gene Ontology annotation, cellular component: plasma membrane. NCBI's taxonomy places the organism in Eukaryota, Metazoa, Chordata, Mammalia, Perissodactyla, Equidae. Gene Ontology annotation, biological process: cytokine-mediated signaling pathway. Gene Ontology annotation, molecular function: cytokine receptor activity; interleukin-20 binding. The record is from RefSeq and is a predicted model, not a curated record.
AGUACCCAGCUUGAAGGAACUCAGGAGAUGGAGGCUUGGAAGAGGACAGCUGUUUGAUGAGAGAGUGAGAUAAUCUUGCCGGCUCACUGCCAGUGGGGCCUGUAGGGACAGCCAAGAUCCCCCAGGGCAGAGCCUACGGUCCAGGGUUCUCUCCCAUGCCGAUUCUCAAGCUCCCCAGAGUUACCUUACCUUGGGAACUCUCCUAGGCCACUCCCCCUGAUGCAAUACCUGCGUUUGGGCGGCAAGGAGGGUGCUGCACGGCCCGCCCCUUCUGAGCUGUCUGGGCCAGCUCCUCUUUCCGGAACAAUUCAGGCUUCACAGCAGCUCAAACCUCAUUUGUAACAUCUGUGUUCUGAAGCAAGGAUGGCAGAGAUGGACAGAAUGCUUCAUUCUGGAAGGAAACAAUGUUCCAGGUCAAGCUGAGUCUGCCAAACACAGACCCUGCCAUGGUUCUAGACGUCUUGACAAGUUGUAUCAUGUGGUUUUUCUACGCCUUGAUUCCAUGUUUGCUCAUAGAUGGAGUGGCCGUUCUGCCUGCCCCUCAGAACCUCUCUGUGCAAUCAACCAACAUGAAGCAUCUCUUGACGUGGAGCCCAGUGGUCGUGCCUGGAGAAAUAAUAGACUAUUCUGUCGAGUACCAGGGAGAGUAUGAGAGCCUAUACAUGAGCCACAUCUGGAUCCCCAGCAGCUGGUGCUCACCCACUGAAAAUCCUGAGUGUGACAUCACUGAUGACAUCACUGCCACUGUGCUGUACAACCUUCGUGUCAGGGCCACUCUGGGCUCACAGACUUCAGCCUGGAGCACCCUGAAACACCCCUUUAAUCGAAACUCAACCAUCCUCACCCCACCUGGGCUGGAGGUCAGCAACGAUGGCUUCCACCUGGUUAUUAAGCUGGAAGACCUUGGGCCGCAGUUUGAGUUCCUUGUGGCCUACUGGAGGAGGGAGCCUGGUGCCAAGGAGCACAUCAAAAUGGUGAGGAACGGGGGUGUUCCAGUGCUCCUGGAAACUGCAGAGCCAGGAGCUGCCUACUGUGUGAAGGCCCAGACAUUCGUGAAGGCCAUCGGGAGGCACAGCGCCUUCAGCCAGGCAGAGUGUGUAAAGCUGCAGGGAGAAGCCCUCUCCCUGGCGCUGGCCCUGUUUGCAUUUGUUGGCUUUGUGCUGAUCCUUGUGGUUGUGCCGUUCUCCAUCUGGAAGAUGGGCCGGCUGCUCCAGUACUCCUGUUGCCCCGUGGUGGUGAUCCCUGACACCUUGCCUGGAGUCACUCUGGAAGGAGUCAGUCUUGUGACGUCUUCAUGGCCCUGAGACACGGGCCACACUCUCCCUACACAGGAGGAAUACUCCUCCCUGGAACCCGGGCAUCAGGACACCCCUCCACCCUGCUAUCCAGUCAGCUCUCCUCUUCCAGUACUUCCAGGUGGUCAUAACUUGAGCUGACACUGGGACAGAGUUAGGCACCAGGCAUCGUUCUAAGGCUUUACAUAUAUGGACCCAUUUCAUUUCCCUUCUUCAUAAUGCUUACCCAUGUACUUUCAUCAAGUCCCCCCUCCAGCCCACCCUGAAUGACCACAUGGUUACCACCAAACAUAGAGGCGAUGUGGUGUCUCAAACAUGGGGGACAGAAUGGCCUCAUUCUCCUUCAGCAAGAAUUUGAGGGGCUCAAAUUUCCCUGAAGCAUAAAAGGAGGUGUAUUCUGCAGUUGUUGGGGUAGCAUAUUAUAAAUAUCAGUUGGGUCAAAAUGUUUGAUAAUAUUGUUCAGACUUUUUUGUAUAGUUCUAUUAGUUAUUGAGAGUGAGACAAAAUCUCCAACUAUGAGCGUGGAUCUGUCUGUUUCUUCUUUGAUGUCAAUUUUUCUUUCCUGUGUUUUGACGCCCUGUUUUAGGCGCACAUAUACUUAUGACUGGUAUGUCUUCCUGAGUAAUUGAGUCUUUUAUCGUCAUGAAAUGUCCCUUUUUAUCCCUGGCAAUAUUCCUUACCCUGAUAUCAAUAUAGCCCUUUUUUGUUUACUGUUUGUAUGGUGUAGCUUCUUUGCAUAUUUUUAUUUUAAACUUACCUGAGUCCUCAUAUUUAAAGUGUGUCUCUUGUAGCAACAUAUAGUUGGUCUUUUUUUUUGUUUUUGUUUUGGUAUAAAUCCACUCCAACCAUUUUUACCAUUUAAUUGGAAUGUUUAGUCCAUUAACACUUAUCUCUUGUCCUCCCACUUUCUAACUUCUGUGUUUGCGCCCCUUUCUGCUUUCUGGUUCUUCAAGCCAGUAAGACUGUCACUGUUCGUGGCAUCAAGAGAGACCUGCCCUCAGACAAGAACUGUAAAAACUGGGAAGCUCACCCAGUGACAUUCUCUUUGGCCAGGUGUCAACUUUUGGUUGCUCUCCAGUGACUCAAGGAAAUGGGUUUCACAUUUUGGUCAGUUUUUGAAGUUGUCACCUGCAGGAGGAUUGGUCUGACUGGUGCCCCUCUGCUAUAAGUAGAAGUGGAACUCUGCAAUCAAAGAGGUGUGCCUGAGCCAAGCCAAAAUGAUGACAAUGGUGGGGGAGCAUUCCCGGUUUGGGCAGGUCACUGGCUCUUCUCUUCUACACAUGGUGAUGAUCUCAGCCUUCCUCAGCUGGACUCCAUCAAGUUGUCAUCCUUUGUGGUUUUCCUCUCAACUGUCACCCAUGCUUACCCUCUACACACAGGCCAUUUCAUUCCUAACACCCUCCCCGUUUUUCCCUCUUCUGGUCCUGCAUUCAGCAGCCCAGCAGAGUUUCCUCUCCACCUCAGGAUCAGGGGCCCUAGGAUCCUUCUAAGACCCAGUGUCUUGUGAGUGAGCAACAGAGUAAAGAGCCAGGAAGGGGGCCAGCCCUGUGGCUGAAUGGUUAAGUUUGUGUGCUCCGCUUCAGUGGCUG